This is a messenger RNA of Salvia miltiorrhiza (redroot sage), 1101 nucleotides long. RefSeq names its product protein MHF1 homolog. Gene Ontology annotation, cellular component: Fanconi anaemia nuclear complex; FANCM-MHF complex. The coding region runs from base 266 to 673 and encodes 135 amino acids. The record is from RefSeq and is a predicted model, not a curated record. Gene Ontology annotation, biological process: replication fork processing; resolution of meiotic recombination intermediates. Lineage: Eukaryota; Viridiplantae; Streptophyta; Magnoliopsida; Lamiales; Lamiaceae. Gene Ontology annotation, molecular function: protein heterodimerization activity; chromatin binding. The transcript has 4 exons.
GAUUGCAGAUGUUGAUUUUUGAAGCGCGAAUUUGAGAGAUCGAUUAGAUGUUGAUCAAUGCGACUGUCAAUCAACUCUUGGAAAAGCUGUGAUGAAAAGUCGCAUAGCUAAUCAGCGACUUCAUUUCGUUCCACGAAUUCUCCUCUUUAUUUUUCCCGCGCAGAAUUUGUUCUCCGCAAAUUUUCAUCAGAAUCGAGCGGCAGAGCCCUAGAAUUUCGAAAUCAAAAUCUGUCGGUUGAUUUGUCUGAGAGGACAGAGAGGGAAAAUGGCGAGCGAUGUGGAGCGAGGGGAAGAAGAAGAGGAAGAAUCGGCCAGCGAGGAGUUGAGGGAUCGAUUCCGCCUCUGUACCAUCUCCAUCGCCGAAACUGAAGCGAAGCGAAACGGCAUGGAAAUUUCCCAGCCAAUAAUGGCGUGUGUCUCCGAUUUAGCCUUCAAAUAUGCUAAACAGUUGGCAAAAGACCUUGAGUUGUUUGCACAGCAUGCUGGUCGCAAGUCUGUGAACAUGGAAGACGUCAUACUUUCUGCUCAUCGCAAUGAUCAUCUAUCUGCAUCGUUGAGGUCGUUCUCCAAUGAUCUAAAAGCGAAAGAACCUCAAUCUGAUCGCAAGAGAAAGAAGGUCACAAAAAAAGAAGACAAAGCUGCUAAAGAAGUGCUCCAUAUUGCUGAUUCCUAACAUCGGAGAUUUUCAUGUUUAGGUUUACAAGUAUAAGCUUUUUUGCUUCCCGGACCUCGUCCCCUUUGGAACAGAUGGGGGAGACACAGAAAAAACAAACUAAAUGUUCGAUUGUUGAAGGGACGAUGACGACGACAAUGCACAGCCAUUCAAACUUAUGAUGGUGGUGGUGGUGGAACAGCAUCAGCAAAUCCAUUACUCUUAUCAGGGAAAUUAAUCUUGUUACUUUUAAUUUUAUUUACUCACAUUACUUUGUUUAUUUCGUCACGUUUUGCCCUGAUCUUUUACAAUUUGAUCUAGAAAGUUUUGAUCGGUAUAAUAUAAUGGAUUGGUAGGGGUGAUUUGGGGCAAAAAUUUGUAACCAUGAUGAUGAUAUAUUACUGAAUAAUAUUAUUAUCUGGUAAAUUUGAUGUUUGCUCAUUGGAACA